ACUCAUACUGUCACACUGAUAGAUCCUUGUGUUCAUUCCACAAUACAUAUUCUUUUGUACAUUUAGCUCACAUGAUUUUUUUACACAGUAGACUGUGAUUUGAUUACCAUGUUGUUUCUAAUGGGAAGUGUUUUACUAUAAACAAAUCCUCGUUCUCUCUUUUAAUGGACACAUCAACUGGGUCUACAGUGUUAUCCGAAAGUGGACUCUAUAACUUCUGCUUUCAAAAAUCAUCUUCGAGAUAGGCUGCAGAGCCCUUUGAAGAUUACAACAGAUGAUGAUGAUGAUGAAAAAUUAUUUUUGUGUUUGUUGUUGAUAGAGGAAUUCCAAUAAAGGAUAAAAAAAAGGGUCAAAGCAGUUGGAUCGGUCGGAUUGGAUUUUCAAAGACCAUGGCAACAUUACGGCUUCUAUUUGCUGUAGGCCUACCGGUAUUUUGUAUUCUUAUAGUGUCUUGCCAAGCAAGUGAUUGCCCCUAUGGAGAGUUCUACGAUAAUGUCAGCCAUAAAUGUGCAAAAUGUUCCCGCUGCCCUGCUAAUCUGAUCUUGAGUGAUAUAUAUCAGCUAUUGCCGUGCUAUAGCCAGGGGGUCACAUGUCCAGAUUGGUGCCCCCCUUGGCAGUCCGCACCCCCUGGAGAUGAUAUUCUAGAUGCAUGUUUCAGGAAUAAGAAUCCUCUCACCACCACCCCAACCCCAGCUCCAUCUGUCAACGUGACAAAGAGCGAGCCCAAGUACAACGCCACUGCCAACCGAUAUUCUGUGAUGUGCACCGUAUCGUUUAUAAACAUGCCCACCCCUACAUUGGAGUGGUUCAAUCCGUCCGGGCAACUCCUUGCCCCAACUGAUACUUGGGGAGAGGCGACGACGCAGGAGAUCAUUGAUGACCAAGAGAUUGUGUCGACCCUUCUUACAAAGGAAUUUGAGAAGGAUGAUGAAGGGCAAUAUACAUGUGUUUUGCAGGGUGUCCCAACUGCCAAUCAGACUGUCUUUCUGCAAUACGUGGAUCCUCCUACCUCACCUCCUACUACCCCUAGCACACCAGGUAGUACUCAGGGAACGGAACGUACCACGACAAAGCCAGGUGAAUCCAACAAACCUAAAGAUGGUUACUCUAAAAAGUUAGCAAUAUCUAUUGGAAUUAGUCUGCUGCUUUCAAUCCUUCUGAUUGUAUGUGCAUAUUUCCUUGUGAUUAAGAGACGUAGGCAACUUCAUGGUAGGGAAUCACAGGACUAUGAGUCGCAUCCAUUGACUGGCAAUGAUUUCAAGGAUGGCCUCAUCUUAGAGACUUCUGAUUUUAAGAGUGCGAAAAUCAGAGGGAUCAAGGCCUGUCUAGACCAACAGGACUGUGUUGCUGUAAUCAUCAGGAAAAAUGGGAACAAGAUUAAACGAGUAGAAAGUUCGAAGACACGAGAAGAUACUUUCUUCAUUGAAGCUAUGAAAUGGGAUGACAGCAUAGAAAUUUGGAUGGAAAAUGCUGCCAGAUGUGAAUUGAUCAAAUGUUUCUGUAGAGAUCCCGUGAAGAUCAAGACCUUGAAGAUGAACUGUCUAAAAGUCAGCAAUAACACUGAGACAUCGGUUUUAAUUUCCUGCCCAAACGUGGAAAACAAAUUUUACUUGCGAUAUGAAGAAAAGAAUUCUUCAAUCUCAAGCGCAAAUACUGAACUCAUAGAAGGUGGCAGCAGGGAGAUCCGUGACCUUCGACCUAGCACAGAGUAUUCCGUUCAGCUCAGUAUCAAGGGUCAGACAGGGAAUUCGAGCGAGUUCAUUUGGAAGGAGAAAUUUAGCACAAAAGGUAUAAAUUUCAAGCAUGAGGUGUCAAAAGACUCCUUGGCAUUGACUGGGCAUGCAAGUCCAGCAUCUUUGAAACUUUACUAUGAACUCAACCAGGCAAAAGAGGUAGAGAUGAGUGGUCCUCAAAUUCCUAUCAAGCAUCUAAUACCUGGUAUGAAGCAGGUUUUGAAGAUCAAGCUGAAGUCUGAGUCCAAACCACUUCAAGUGAUUUGUUUUGAGACACAAGGCACCUUGGAAGAAGGAGGGGACUUCAGAGAGGAGGCAACAUCAGCUGUGCCUACAGAUGAUGAAAGGGUCGAUCGAGCUUUCACACAAAAGAAAAAACCAAGAAAGAGAGACAAAAAACUCAGGUGUGAAACUCGACUCCUUGAUGCCAUUCGCGAUCUACUCGAGAAAAAUAUAAUUUUAUCAGAGAGAGCCGUUGCAGAGGCUGUGAUCCAGAGUCUUCAGGAGUUCUUCAAAGAAUACAAGCAUGAAGCUAUCCAGAACAAGUAUGUUUUGAAGAACAAGGAUUUUGUGGAACAAAUAAGACAGUUCCUGACAGAAUUUGAUAUGAAGGACUAUACAAGAAUCUUUGAUUUACUCAAACGAUUCUACCAAAAGGACGGUUGUCAUUCGAAAGCUGGGCUCUCCUUUGCCGAAGAACUUUAUAAGGCUCACGAUUCUCGUGAUCCCACAUGUCAUAUAUGUAGGCAAGCAUUAUUCAUGCUAAGGUGGUACAGUGAGGCAUGUGAUUCCUCCUCAUCCAGUUGUUGAUUGCAGAAGGCCAAGUAAAAAGAACUGUUAGUUUAUCAUCCCUGCUUGCAUAAUUGUUUGCCUCAGUCGUCUAUACAUUGAUUCAAGAAGAAAAGAAAAAUGGAAAGUUUUGAAUUUUUGCUGUUUCCAGGAAUUGCACCUGCCUAGAUCAUACCAUGUACUUAAAGGACUGGAAAUUAGACUACAUAAAAUGGGUUGUGCAGUGAAUCAGCCACUUUUAAGAAAAAUACAACAAAAAAAAAAUGCCUUCAUCCCCCAUUUUUUCUCUAAAAGUUAGAUCCAAUAUGAGAGACUAAGUAUAUAAACUGGCCUUAUACAGGGUUUGGUCAAGCAACCCUUGUUCAUUGUCCAUCGUUGCAGUUUGUCUCCAAUGCCAUGGAAUUAGGAUUUAGGUUUGGAUCGGUGGCGGGUCCGGAAAUCAGUCAGAAUGGGAAUGAUUAAAAUUGAGGUUCUGGUUUCAUUUUAAAAAGUUGGGGAAUGAAAUGAUGCAAGAUAUGAGUUUAAGAGGAGUUCAACCUUACAAAAUGUUUAUCGAGAAAAUAGCAGAAAAGGA
Messenger RNA from Lytechinus variegatus (green sea urchin), 3096 nucleotides. RefSeq lists its product as uncharacterized. The record is from RefSeq and is a predicted model, not a curated record. Bases 390 to 2543 code for a protein of 717 amino acids. The transcript is spliced from 12 exons. Lineage: Eukaryota; Metazoa; Echinodermata; Echinoidea; Temnopleuroida; Toxopneustidae. Gene Ontology annotation, molecular function: protein binding.